GUUUUCGCAAGUUGUGACAGCAUCCCAUCCUACAAUCCUGCCCCGCGGUCCGGGUGUCAAGAUUCUGGGAGGCUAUGGAGCUAGGAGCAUUAGAAGGAUCCGAUCACCGGCUCUUUGUUCGAAAUACCUUCCUGGAAGUACAGGCAGAGGUGGACCUCAACGAGAGGCAGCUGUUGAAACGGUCAAACAGCUGGAGCGCUUCCUCGAGCAGCUCCAUGAGCUCCGCUUCUGAGGAUUAUGCCACAGCUUCCACCUUGCAGCAACAGCAACCGACCUUUGCAGCGCAUAUGGUUUGGCAUGACACGUCUGAGACAACCUCCGAGUCAGGCGUCUCAGGAUCCACCGCUCAGCGAUCUCGUGAUGACCAGCUUCGGCAGGAGCGAGUAGCGCAAGUGCAGCAAAAGAUCAAAGAGUUGACUCAAGCAGAUCCCCUUCUGGGUGGUGAUGAAGGACCCCCGCCGGAGAUUGAGUACGGGUGGUCAAUCGGAAGUGCAAACCACGAGAGUGGGAAGUGUACCCCGUGCAUCCACUUCACCACAAAAGCUGGAUGCAAGCACGGCGAAGCUUGCAGAUUCUGUCAUCUGGAGCAUACGGAGGACGCAAGGAAAGGCAGGCAUCGCCCCUGCAAGGCUACAAGAAAUCAGUGCAAGCAGUUGCUAUCUCAAAUGAGUGACUUAUACAAGGAUGACCCAGAACAGAAGCGCAUCGCCUAUCUGACCUUGGCAGACCAGAGCCCAUAUAUGAAAAGCUUGUUGAAGAGCGUUCUGGACAACGAGGAAGCAGCUGCGUCAGACGCGCCGCGCAGACCCGGCUUGCAGCAAGAAGGGAAAGGCUCGACUUCUGAAGGAAGCAGGAGCAAGAAAAACUUGAUAUCGCUGUAGCGGCUCGUUGGUGCAACACGGGUUUCCCGUCUCUGCAGGCUGACGCGCAACCUGCAGCCUUGCUUCGUGAUUGGGGGCCAUUCUGCUGAGUCUGCCACGCGCCCCAAAGUUUCACCUAAACUGCCGCCUAAAAGGCGCCGUUUAGCUUGGAGAAGCAAGUCGCAGAACGUUUUGGCCGCUUGAGAACGGUUCUCGAGGCCUGUGAUGCUGUGGACAGGGUGGCGCGCAAUCGCGCUAAGCAGCAGGCGACUGUCGCUCGGCACGGCUUUUUGAUCAGGGCCGCAGGCCGGCAUUCUUGUUUUAGUUUCCUGCUCUCUUGUCAGCAGGCAGGCAAGUGAAGCACCCCGACGCUGAGCGCACGAUGCACUUUCCAGUGUCGGAAGGUCGACCUUGCGCCGCUUCAGAUGCCAACUGUCAGUUCGCGGCGC
This is a messenger RNA of Effrenium voratum, 1309 nucleotides long. Lineage: Eukaryota; Dinophyceae; Suessiales; Symbiodiniaceae. The record is from the annotation of a GenBank genome assembly.